AUGUCUGACUAUGGUUCUAUGCAUGUAUAUGCACGAGGACGCAUCGUGCAUAACUCCAAAUCAAAAAAUAUAUAUGAUUCAACUUUGUCUCUUCUUGUGAUAAUGCAAUUGGAAACCAUCGAAACCACUCACAAAGAAAAGCCUCAAGUUUCCAAACGAGAUAGAGGGCGCCGCGUAUGGUCAUUGACAGCUAGCGAAGAAAUCGUUCUCAAACAAUGCACCGCUCACUAUUUUAAACUUUGGGGAUACGACCAAAAGUUGUCAUUAAAAGAUAUUGAGAAUCCCAAAACUUUUGUUAGUUCUCUCGAGGCUUCUGGGAAUGGUCGUAUAGGACAUCUUACCAAGAGCAUUUUCAUGGAUUGUGACACCGACGAUUUGAACGAUGUGGUGGAACCUAUACCCCCAGAACUUCGUCGUAGUUUUCUGUCAGUUUAUGAUAUGGAAGUAUGGCUUGAAGGAACAUCGACCAACGGUGAGUUUAUUUCUGUGGAAAGAAAAGAUUCAAACAGCUCGAACAAACCAGAUCUUAAAGAUAUUCAUCCCAAGCUUCGUCGGUAUAAUGCUGGUGGACUCCAGAGACAAUUUAUAACAUGUCUAAGAAACGAUUUACCCGACAAUUUGCUUCUUCGGUUCGUCACUGCUAACAAGUUCAAAGUAGUUCCGACCAUUGAAAUGGGUGCAAAAACGUUAUCAUGGCGAGGAAAACUGCAUCCAGUUGAUUCUUGGUUGGUUUCUGGUGACGCUGAGCCAAGUUUGAACAAUGAAAAGCCCCAAUUUGUCUCUGCGUUCAAAAACGGUCAGGUUUACGUUCGAGGAGUUGACAAGAAAGGGUGUCCUAUUUGUAACAUUCAGGUGAAAAUCCACUAUCGCCAGGAUUGUCCAGACCGUGAUUUCGAGAGACUUGUGUGUGUCUAUAUUGAGUGGAUGAGAUUGAUGGUAUCUGCGUUUCAAGACGAUGUGGACACAGGAACCAUUCUCUUUGAUAUGACAGAUAUGUCCCUCAAGAAUCUAGAUUUGGCAUUUGUCAAGUUUGCUGCGACUGCUUUCAAUUACAAGUAUCCCGAGUGUAUCAAUCUCAUUAUCAUUCACAAUGCCCCGAUGGUAUUUUAUUUAUUUUGGAAACUCAUCAAAUCUUGGGUUGGUCCUGAUUUGGAGGCUAGGAUCAAGUUCACUCGUACGUACCAAGAUUUGACCGAAUUUAUCAAUCCUGACAACAUUCCUAAACGCUUGGGUGGUGAGGAUGAUUAUGAAUAUCACUAUAUUGAACCAACUUUGGAGAACAGUGCUAAAAAACCAAUCGAUAGUAGACACCUGGGCCUCAGGGAGGAAAGAAAGGAACAACUUAUGUUGUGGAUCGUGGUUACUGUACAAUGGCUCGAGGCACAAACGUCCAAAGACAGUUUGAAAUACUUGAAACAAAAAGUAAAAUUGGGGUUGGCUCUUGCAAAGAAUUAUAACAAACUUGAUCCAUAUUAUCGGUUCCGAGGAAUAUGUGACCGUUUAGGUGUACUUGACAAACUAAAGUAUUAG
Messenger RNA from Meyerozyma guilliermondii ATCC 6260, 1530 nucleotides. RefSeq names its product CRAL-TRIO domain-containing protein. The transcript has a single exon. The record is from RefSeq and is a predicted model, not a curated record. The coding region runs from base 1 to 1530 and encodes 509 amino acids. Lineage: Eukaryota; Fungi; Ascomycota; Pichiomycetes; Serinales; Debaryomycetaceae.